Pseudocercospora fijiensis CIRAD86 is the source of this 1899-nucleotide messenger RNA. RefSeq lists its product as uncharacterized. Gene Ontology annotation, biological process: phosphoenolpyruvate transmembrane import into Golgi lumen. Lineage: Eukaryota; Fungi; Ascomycota; Dothideomycetes; Mycosphaerellales; Mycosphaerellaceae. Gene Ontology annotation, molecular function: antiporter activity; phosphoenolpyruvate transmembrane transporter activity. The coding region runs from base 187 to 1899 and encodes 570 amino acids. Gene Ontology annotation, cellular component: endoplasmic reticulum; Golgi apparatus. The transcript has 2 exons. The record is from RefSeq and is a predicted model, not a curated record.
CACGACACGAAUCGCCUGCACUCCAUCACCAUCCAUAUCUGUAGCACGCGGCGCGGCGAACACGACGAGAAAGCACAGCAACAACUCCCACGAGCCGACACCAUACAGUGCGAUGGUGAUGGCCUGGUCGCGGUAGCCGCCGACACAUUCUCCCUUCUCACAGCCAGCCUCGGGCUUGAGCUCGACAUGCCCACUCACGCUCAUGCUACGGAAGGUCUCGAGCAGCGCAGACGCUCCUCUUCAAUCAAUCCUGCGCCGCAGAAGUUCAAGUUCCCAGACUUCCACCACGAGAGCGCCAUCACCGACGACGGGGAGGUUAUUUCGCGCGGACCAAGCCCCAGACCUCUGCCGAAUGGACUCCCUCCAGGCCUGCAUUCGAGCGAACGAUGGCCCGCUGCAAAAAGAGAUUCGAAUAGGGGCAGUCGAGCUGGAUGGGCGGCGAACGGGUAUGCUGGUAAGACCAGACAUGGCAGGCAAAAGAGCUUGAGUGAGGCCAUUCAUACCAUUCGGACACGAGGGAGGACUGCGAGCAUUAGCGAGAACGCGCAUGAGAUUGCCGAAUCACUCAAGGCUCCUGUCUCAUUCAAGCUAGUCCUCCUCUGUGCCUUUUGGUACUCCACAUCCAUCCUCACCAAUACCUCGUCCAAGGCCAUCUUGACUGCACUGCCGAAACCUGUGACUCUAACCAUCAUACAAUUCGCCCUGGUCUCGUUCUGGUGCAUGUUCUUGUCCUGGCUUGCUAAGCGCAAUGCCAUCAUACGAAAUGCCAUGCCGGUGCUGAAGAACGGCAUUCGAAAGCCUAGCAAGGACAUCAUCAUGGCCACUCUCCCCUUGACCGCAUUCCAGAUCGGAGGCCAUAUUCUCAACUCGGAUGCCAUGUCCAAAAUUCCUGUCUCGCUGGUCCACACGAUCAAAGGCCUUUCGCCUCUCAUGACCGUGCUCGCUUAUCGACUGUUCCUGAACGUCAAAUACUCCGCCCCUACUUACCUAUCAUUAAUACCGCUUACCAUUGGAGUCAUCCUUGCCUGCUCCGCAAGCUUCAAGGCGAACUUCCUAGGACUGCUGAAUGCUUUUGGCAGCGCCAUUCUCUUCGUCACUCAAAACAUCGUCUCCAAGAAGAUAUUCACCGACUCUGCCCGCGCUGAAGCAGAUGGCGUACCUAUCGGACGACGCAAACCCGACAAGCUCAACCUAUUAUGCUACUCCUCACUCAUGGCACUUGGCUUCACCUUUCCAAUUUGGCUUUGGUCCGAGGGCUUUGCACUCAUGGCAGACUUCUAUCACGAUGCGUCUAUCGAUCUCAGAGUACGACCGGGUUCUCUCGACCACGGCAGGUUGACCUUGGAAUUCCUCUUCAAUGGAACAUUCCAUUUUGCCCAAAGCCUGGUAGCAUUCGUUUUACUCGGCAUGACUUCGCCUGUGACUUACUCGGUCGCAAGCUUGAUCAAAAGAGUCGUGGUCAUUAUGUUCGCCAUAGUCUGGUUCGGCAAUCCUAUGACUGGAGUACAAGGCUUUGGCUUUCUGCUCACUUUUGUCGGACUUUAUCUCUAUGAUCGAACGUCAGAUGCUGAGAAGCAGGAUAGGAAGGUUCGGGAGCGAGAAGCAGCCAAGGAUCAUUUGCUACCUCUUAAUCUUGGAGAUGCGAAAAAGAACGACGCUGGUCCAGGCGCGGCGUUCACGCAAUCGCCAAUGACGACGGAAGAACAUGGGCCAAGGCAUAGCUUUGGUGGCAUGAAUGGCUACGCGAAUGGAGAUCCCGGGAGUGGUCCGGGGAGACCUUAUAAUUCGUCGCCGAACGCCAAUGGCUUCCCAAUAUCUUUGCCGCUUGGAACAAAAGCUGCAGAGACUUGGAAUCAGAGCGAUGUGGCAAAACAGCAAGCCGCUAGCACUGCACGAUAA